AGCUCUUAUAUAUGAUCAACUUAAUUAUUAUAUACUUCAAUUCCUAGUUAUAUUAUAUUCAUUAUUCCCAUGGCUAUAUAUUCAUGAAUAAAUAAACAAAGAAAGAAAGAGUUUUGAGAUGGAAGUAAAUGUUGAUGAGGGAUUAAGUGAGCAAGAGAGUGACAAUGAGAAUGACAACGCAGGUGUAGGAAGGACAUACGAGUGCAGCUAUUGCAAAAGAGGCUUCACCAAUGCUCAAGCUUUAGGAGGUCACAUGAAUAUUCAUAGGAAAGAUAAAGCCAAAGCCAAACAACAACAACAACAACAACAACAACAACAACAACAACAACAACAACAACAAGGUUCAGUACCAAUGUUUAAGCCCGUUGCAACAAAUUUAUCAUCAUCCUAUCAUAGAUCGAUAGCUUCUUCUUCUUGUUUUGUGGCACAAAAGGGAUACUAUCCUUUCUCUAUUACUAACAACGCUACAAGAUUGAAUAAUAAUAAUAAUGGUUUUAUGAGUAACAAAUCAACAACAUGCCUUGGUUUGUUUGGUGGUAUGUACGAGGAUAAUCAUUCACAUUCUCAUUAUGGACCUGAUUUAACUUUGAGGAUCACCACAUCCAACAACCUUAUUGAUCAUCAUCACUAUCAAAUUACAGGCAAAGAGAACAACAACAACAACAACAACAACAACAACAACAACAACAACAACAAUGGCAACGACGGCAACAACAACAACAACAACAACAAUUGGAACAACACCAACAACGCCAACACCAACAAACAAGAGGAUUACGCUACUGACAUUGAUUUGGAGCUUCGUUUAGGGCCGGUAUGAUCCAUAAUAAUAAUGUUUACUUUAUAAUAUGUAAUAUAUAUAACCUCGAUCUAAUAUGUUUACUUAUAAAAGAACAUUAAGCUAGUGAUAUUAUAUUGUACUGUCCUGUUACGUUUAAUUUAGCUUAUAUUAUUACCUAAAUAUGCAUACGUAGUAGUAGGACGGAUCGGAUUAUUAUUCAAUUAUUGUAAUAAGGAUCGAUCGAAACACUAGCUAGCUAGUUAUAAUAUAUAAUAUAUAAUAUUUAUGUUCCUAGAUAAAUUAAUUGUAUUAAUUCUAUGUAUUUUGUAGUAAUUAA
This is a messenger RNA of Spinacia oleracea (spinach), 1118 nucleotides long. RefSeq lists its product as uncharacterized. Bases 119 to 820 code for a protein of 233 amino acids. Lineage: Eukaryota; Viridiplantae; Streptophyta; Magnoliopsida; Caryophyllales; Amaranthaceae. The record is from RefSeq and is a predicted model, not a curated record. The transcript has a single exon.